This is a messenger RNA of Rhinocladiella mackenziei CBS 650.93, 1950 nucleotides long. RefSeq lists its product as uncharacterized. NCBI's taxonomy places the organism in Eukaryota, Fungi, Ascomycota, Eurotiomycetes, Chaetothyriales, Herpotrichiellaceae. Gene Ontology annotation, biological process: positive regulation of transcription from RNA polymerase II promoter by galactose; DNA-templated transcription. The transcript has 3 exons. Gene Ontology annotation, cellular component: nucleus. The coding region runs from base 1 to 1950 and encodes 649 amino acids. Gene Ontology annotation, molecular function: zinc ion binding; RNA polymerase II cis-regulatory region sequence-specific DNA binding; DNA-binding transcription factor activity, RNA polymerase II-specific. The record is from RefSeq and is a predicted model, not a curated record.
AUGCGCAUAGAACGUGAUGUUCAAGACCUUCGAGCAGUUCAACAUACUGCUGAAGUCUCACCGUCGAGUCUUUCCGAUGAACUUUCCGUUUCGACCGAGCUGGAACUGGUCGAAGAAGAGAGGAUUGACUGCAUACACUCGGGCCAUCGUUAUUACAACUCAUUCGCUGUCCAGAUAGAGACAUUGAAGAAUGCAGCAUCACGCGGCACGUCUGCUGCGUCCGGUAGAGAAUCUCUUCUGGGGACGGCGUCAAAUACAAGUCCGUCUGCCUCUGCUCAAAGCUGCCGCCCGCAAGCCGCUCGAAACAACGUCAAGACUUUUAUAUCUUCAUCGACACGCCUGAAGUACCUACUGAACCUCUUCUUCGAAGAGUAUAACUUCCUCUACCCAUGCAUUGACCGAGAUGCCUUUAAUCUUCAGUUACAGUGCCUUUUGCAGCACUAUUCGCCCGAUCAGGACUGCUUGUAUCUGUCAGAUGCGGAUCCUGAAAUGCUGAUCUUUGCGGCCUUGACAUGCAUGGUGCUUGCCAUCGCAGAGCACAUCGAAGCUGAUGGCCACUUCCCGACGGACGGGAAUCCGCAUGAGCGGAUUGUCCGUGGACAAGCCUGGUAUCGAGAAAGCGCAAGGCUCCUGAGUCUGUCCUCGCGACACGCGGACAAAAUCAUAAACACUGUCCGGCUUUUCAUGCUCGAAACACUCUAUAUGUUGAUGCGGGAAAGUUUCAGAAGAUCAUCACAAGUAUUAUGCAGGGCCGUGGAACUGUCAUUCUCUCUUGGGCUGAAUGACGAGUCCACGUGGACUAGUUGCUCUUGCGCGGAAACUCGAUCUCGUCGCGUUCUAUGGUGGACCAUAUACUUUUUCGACCGAAGGAUGGCGUACAAGCUUGGAAGGCCAUACAUGAUUCGCGAUGCUGAAGUAUCGGUUGCCGAUUUCACGGCUGACAUACGGGCAAUGGAAAGCUCGCGUGCUCAUCUUCCGAUUCUCCUCAUUGGAGAUUUGAACGCUUCCGGACCUAUUGCGUCAACACCCCUCGACUGCGAUUGGAUCCACUACCUACAGUUUAAUAUUGGGUGGGGCCGCCUGUUCUCAAAGGCGUGGGAUUCUCUUUACAGUCUGACCAGUCCCAGGGCUGGGAUUAUCGAAGAAAUCGAGAUCAUGGAGGCUUUGUUGGCCAAGCUUAAGAGAUCACUGCCGCCAGGGAUGAAAUGGCAGGAUCCAGUCAGUUCAAGCAGCACGGAGGCUGAUGUACCAGAUCAAAAAGUUCGCAUGAGACUGGUGAUUUAUACGAGGGCGAAUCUCUUGCAGAUGUUGAUACGGAACAAUCUUCACUUGCGAGGUUGCGAGAAAGACUGCGAGUGGGAUUCUUCCCGGAGUGAUCGGAGUUACACAACCCAAGUAUGCCACAAGCUUGCCGCUUCCACCGUUCAGGCAGUUGUAUCAUACGUUCGGACCCGACGCCGUGAACGCUCGUUUGGCACGUAUGCCACGCUGUGUAUCAUUGAAUCGCUCUACUACAUGCUGUCUCUGCCCUCUACUGAGGACAACAUCGGAGCUUUUGAUCUCGAGGCCACUAAGACCUUGUCACUAGAACAAGCCUGGGAAUGUUUAAAUGACUUGAGUCGUCGCCAGCUGACAAUUGCUACCAAUGCAUUGAAAGUACUGAAAGGAAUUAUCGAAAGCAGGAUUGGCAAUCAGCUGUCGCUCGGAGAGCAGCCAACCGCAAUUUCUUUGAACACACAGGACCGUCAGCCCUCCGUUGAUCAGGUCAUGAUCAACAACGUUGCGUCCCAGCAGGAAGACCAUGCCAAAACCACGGGGUGUCAGGAUCUUGACUUCUCUAUCGAUCCUCAAUUUACAUUGCCGGUCCUACCUGGGCCAGAAUUUGAUGAUGAAUCGUUGAUGGGGACUGAUAUGGGAAUUUGGAGUACUGAGCGUAUGAUGUAUACUUAA